AUUACUCUUGUUGCACAGGUUGUGAGCGAGGGUAAGAGAGGGAGGAGAGAUAGAGAGAUAAACACACUCCACCUAGAACGUCAAACACGAGUAAGUGUCAGACAGAAACAGGCAGAGAGGAAGAAGGGAGGGAACAGGGGAGAUAAAGGAUAGGAGAAAUAGCUGACCGUGAGUGAAAGAGGAGAGGGACACAGAUAAACAAAGAGAAGUUCAUCUGUUUUGUUUUUGAAGGGAGACAGUGGCAGAGAGGGUAUAUAUAGAGAGAGGUAGACCCAGCAGAAGCAGGACUACUGUACAGUGUGUUGUGUUGGGACCUUCCUCCAGGGAGCCUAGUGGAGCAGAGCUUGGUGCCUGGUGAGAGAGUGACCCCCCUGGGACACAGACACAACCAUGGAUCCCUCUGCGUUGGAUGAGGUUGGAGACGAGUGCAAGGAGAGCAGGAAGAUCCACUUUGCUGUGCAGUCCUCGGCACCCACCCAACUGGACCCCCGGCAAGUAGAGAUGAUCCGGCGCCGGCGGCCCACACCUGCAACACUGUUCAGAGUGGCAGACCAGUGUUCCCCUGAGGAUGAUCAGUCCAGCCACCAGUGGAUUGUAGGAGAGAAUGGGGUACUCAAGCCCAAGCGAGUCAACCCAAAUGUGUAUCAGCCACCAUCCCUGAAAGCCGUCCAGAAGAUGGCUGAGGCACACAUGCAGAACCUGGGUGUCUACCCCCCCUUGGAAGACCCCUUUGAGGGGGAGGAGUACGACGACUACCCCUGUCAUGAGGAGAGGGAGGAGAGAUUCCCCACCAAAGCUGCUGACCCCCAAGCGACCAGCACCACAGACCAAUCAGAGAAGCCGGAUGAAGAGGAAGAGGGGGAAGAGAAAGAGAAAGAGGAAGAAACGACAGAAGAAAAGACAGAGGAGAAGGCAAAGAAAGUGCGCAAAAGUGUCAAGUUUUAACACUACUUUGAAGGGAACAAAUGAAGGGAGAGAGAGAUGGUGGCAGAUGUGUGAACGACUGAGUGAAUGAAUGAGUGACUUUAAUGUGUGAACGUGUGAGUGAGAAAGAGAGCUUCUAAGUUUGAAUGGUAAGUAUUCAAAUUAAAUGAACGAAUGAAUGAAUGAAUGAAUGAAUGUAGGUACUGUCGGCAAAUCUGUGAGCAAAAAAAUCUGGAAAGCGAGAGGGAGGAGAGAGAAUGUAUAAUAGAUAUGGCCCUUGUGAAGAGGUGAGGAGUGGCUCCUUAGAACUAAUGAGACGAGUGGAUAGGUCCCCCUCACUGCAAAGCUAGUCUUCUCUUCCAUGUCAGGGGAACCAGUCAUUCACUUCUCACUUUCUUACUUUGCUCUUUGAUGUUACAAAGCAAUGGAAUAAUGGCUAGAAAUAAUUACACGGCACUCAAAAUAACUGCAAACAGACAAACAGCUUGAUGAACAGCUUCAGUAUAGAACACACACACACACACACACACACACACACACACACACACACACACACACAGAGGAGAUAUCUUCUCACUGUCAGUUCAGACUAUAUUCUAAAGCUGCUCCGUUACUGUGCAGAUAUGAUAAUACAGACUCCCUUUCAAAAUCACAAAGACCUGUAUAAUGUGUACCAAAUUUCACUCUGGCCUAGAUUGGAUAUCUGCAGCAUGAUCAUAUUGAGAUCUUGUUCUUGGAAGAAGUGAGCAGCUGCUGCCAUCUUGUGGCAAGAUAGGAGAUGUAGAAUAACCAGAGCAUGUGUAUUGACAUGGAUUUACAUACAAUAAACUGUGCACUGCAUAGGCCUUCAGAUAAUAUGCAUCUAUAUAAUUGAAAUGAUCUAGAUUUGCAAUGUAUUUGAAACAUUUAUUUGUGAUGCUUUUGAAGUUAUUUUUGGUGUCCAUCAAAGCUAUGUGUGUCAAUGAUGUACUCUGGGUGUAUGUGAGGAUGCCAUGCUUUUGUAAAAGUAGUCCAAUUUAGUUUUUUUUGUGAGGAAAAAAAAUGUAUUCAUUUUGUAUGCAGAAUCAGAUUCGUUUUGUUUGUUUGAUUAAAUAAUUUCCUGUGUAAAGGUGCAUUAAUCAACUUAGCUGUAUAUGGUCUCUUUCUGUUGAACAAUUGUCACAACAUUUAGUAACCUUUUAGUCAUGACUUGGAUAACUGUGUUUUUCAUAUUCUCGUGGAAAACAACGCCGACAAUACAAUACAUAGUGACUCUCUUUCUCUUCCCGCUGAAAUGGAAUGACACAUUUGAAUAUUAAAAUAUUCACCCUCAGAAUGUCAGUACCAUCAUAUACUCAUUGAUAAUGUCAGUCUAAUGAACAGUUUCCUUUAUUUCCAUCGCAUCUGUUCUCCAACUGCAGGAUUGCUUGAGUCAGCGGAAUAUAUUUUGAUAGUGGCACAGCUGAAUGUCUCAAUCUGUACCAAACUGCUAAUAUAUUGUAAUUGUUUUGAUUCUCUUUUUGUUGGACAAUUGAACAUUUGUAUGCUCUUCUCUCUUGCCUGGGUGUGUGGGCUGGGCAGCCCUUUAAAGUGUUGUGACAUAUGGCACCUACUCCCUCCAUUCUCUCACUGUCUGGCUGGAGUGAGCAUCCUCUCCUUCUCCAAGUCUCUCUAUCCUCCACGGUCAAUAGGCGAGUGCCAUGGCAAGAAUGAACUCGAAUCGAUAAUAUUCUUCUUUAUUUCAUUCUUUUUUUUCUGUUCUUGUUAAAGAUGUAGACAUUUCAAUGUGAGCCACAAUAACAAUAUCUAAAUAAACACAUUUUCCUGA
Oncorhynchus nerka (sockeye salmon) is the source of this 2731-nucleotide messenger RNA. Its product is annotated as protein phosphatase 1 regulatory subunit 1B-like. The record is from RefSeq and is a predicted model, not a curated record. Gene Ontology annotation, biological process: intracellular signal transduction. Gene Ontology annotation, molecular function: protein phosphatase inhibitor activity. The transcript has 5 exons. NCBI's taxonomy places the organism in Eukaryota, Metazoa, Chordata, Actinopteri, Salmoniformes, Salmonidae. Gene Ontology annotation, cellular component: cytoplasm. Bases 391 to 945 code for a protein of 184 amino acids.